Molecule: messenger RNA, 2322 nt
Organism: Ylistrum balloti
Lineage: Eukaryota; Metazoa; Mollusca; Bivalvia; Pectinida; Pectinidae
Exons: 5
Coding region: 79-738 (219 amino acids)
Source: RefSeq, a predicted model, not a curated record
UACACUAACUCCCCUCCCAUCAGAUACAGGUGUAGGUCGCGCCAAAGUCAUCAACAGACCGUCUCUACAGAAUCCACUAUGAAUUCCGUGCUGGUUUUGUCUCUGGUCAGUGUGCUACUGUCCGUAGUCAGAUGUGAACAGGCUGUUAUAAACGUGCUGAUGGACACAGGAGCCGCUUCCACUCAAUGUGGUGCCGUAGAGCUCGGAUUCAGCCAGGAGGCCCGUCUCUCGUCCAGUGGGAAGGCACCAGAAGGAUACUACAGCGUGUUAAUAUCCGCCGUGGGUGACGCGCCAGCUAACUGUUCCUACCGCCAUCUUUGUGUAGACGUUGUCCAUAGUCACAUGGAAUUCUGUUUUGCCAAAGUUCACAUUUCUGGAAAGCAUUUCGAGAAGACAGACUCAGUAGCUGAACUAGGAUGUGGUAAGAAGGUUCCAGAAGGAUGGUGUACCAAUGCCCAAUUUCUAGAGGUAACCGUUUUGGAGAAACCAAGUUACGCCGAAACUUCAGGUUACUCCUUCAACAUAACAGUUUCCUCAAAGUGCAAGAACAACGAUGCUGACCAUGAGGAGGUCGUCGACGAUUUUGUACCAAUUGAUCUAGAAGAGGCUAUCAAUCAGACACGUAUUAUUGGCGUGAUCGUGGCUUGUUGUCUAGCGAGUGUCUUCCUCGUCACCCUCGCUCUCACUUACUUCUGGUACAAAAACAAAAGAGACCCCGGCCUGAGACAGGACUCGUAAACAGGGAUAAUAGACAAGGAGGAUAACUAUGGCAUCAGACAGGGGAAAUAACCAGGAGUAAAAUGGACAGGAGGCUUAAAAAUUGACAUCAAACAGGAGAUGUAACCAGGAAAAACAACAGCUAUAAAGGUUGUUUGGAAUUCACUUAUAUUUUCCGGAUUUGUAGUUACACAACAGGCGCAGCAUGCGGGAGUGCCUUCAUCAUGAAGCGAUUACUUCAACAGCCAUACGUUAGGCACCAGUUACCAUGGAAACAAUGUAUCCAAGAAAACACCAAUUUGGAAGGCUUUAUUUUCACUGUAAACUCAAUCUAAGGGAGGCAACUCCUGUGUUUGAAAGCAAGGGAUAUAACUCUGUUAAGCUUCGUUGUGUAAGGUUGCGUGCCCGUCAGAGUAAUUGUGUAUGAGGUCCCGAGGGUGGAGAGAUGAUUCAUGUGAUGAAAACCGCCCUGGGUCGAUGUUAAUUAAAACCUGGUGCACAGCAAGCGUAAUCAAUAGGACCACGCCUAAAGGACAUGAAGCAUCUCCAACUGAUGGCCAACUUUAGUACGUGUGUGUGAGAAUGUGUGUGUGUUAGCUCAUACUUUAUAUAUAUUCACAGCAUUCCCAAUUUUGAAAAGUUAGAUACACAAUAAUCCUGCUGUUUCUGAAAAACUUCAAUAUUGUAUCAUUGUUAGUUUGUACAUUUGAGGAAGGAAAUGUGUUUUUAAGUGAAGAGAACAUACUUUUUAUGUCACUAAAGAAUUUACGUUUGAAUCUCGGAGUUACAAAGGACACAAACUUGGAUAAAAUUUACUGACUUGAAUGCCGCGGUGAUUCUACUUACUUGAUAUUACAACAAGACCUCAGGGCUACACGUGUGUCUGCACGUGUAGAUGUCAUAUGUGAUUCACCAAUUGUAUAUGUCAUAUGUGAAUCACUUGUCUACAAGAAAUAGCACGUGUCAUAAGGGUCUUAAGUAUAUAGUGUUUACUCAAUUGCCUCAAAAUUACCGAUGUUUAUACUCAUUUAUAAACAGCUAUUUGAGACGGUUGUAAUGACCUGGUAGUCAGUAGACAUGCUUACUUAAUUUCAUUGUUUCAAUGUAGAUACAUGUACUUGUAGUUUAGGGUCAAGUUGUUUAAAGAGUAAUAGUUAAGGUUCUCAUUGUUAGAUAUUGUUCAAUAAUUUGGAUCGAGAAGUUAAAUUAGAAAUAGUCUAGAGUUAGGUUGUUAACAAGAAAUGGCUUUAGUCGAGUUGUUCAAUACGAAAUAGUUUAGGUCGACCUAUUCAACGAGAAAUAGUUUAAGGUAAAAAAAUAGUUUAAGGUCGAAUUGCUGAAGUAGAUACACUUUAGGGUCGGGUUACUAAGGUAGAUUCAGUUUACGGUCGAGUUGUUUUAGUAGAAAUACUUUAGUGUAAAAGCAGAUAGAAUAACAUCGAGUUAGACAAGAAGUAAUUCCUGUCCAUGUCUAUCUGUAAAACAGAAAUUCAUUAGGUCCGGGUUGUGAAAAAGUGAAUUAGAUAUAUACAGCCUGACUGAAAUUAACCUAGAAGAGAUCAGAAACUAUUAGCAACUGGAAUGUGUUUUGUUUAUAAAUCAUUG